Musca domestica (house fly) is the source of this 2819-nucleotide messenger RNA. RefSeq names its product V-type proton ATPase 116 kDa subunit a 1-like. The transcript is spliced from 2 exons. NCBI's taxonomy places the organism in Eukaryota, Metazoa, Arthropoda, Insecta, Diptera, Muscidae. The record is from RefSeq and is a predicted model, not a curated record. Gene Ontology annotation, biological process: vacuolar acidification; proton transmembrane transport. Gene Ontology annotation, cellular component: vacuolar proton-transporting V-type ATPase, V0 domain; plasma membrane; vacuolar proton-transporting V-type ATPase complex. The coding region runs from base 120 to 2735 and encodes 871 amino acids. Gene Ontology annotation, molecular function: ATPase binding; proton-transporting ATPase activity, rotational mechanism.
GCUUUCUAGUUCGAAUUUUCAAAAACCAAGCCAAAAAACAAUUUUAUAAAAAAUACAUUCCAAAAAAUAAAUUAGGCCAAUUAAAUAUUUUCCCAAACAUCAGUCAUAAUUUCCGCAAUAUGGCCUUCUUUCGCAGUGAAUCUAUGACAUUGUGUCAAAUUAUCUUACACAGCGAAUCGGCUUUUAAUUGUCUCAUUGAAUUGGGUUAUUUGGGCCAAGUGCAGUUUCGGAAUAUCAGCAAUGAGCCUGGAGGCGGAGGUGGAGGCGGUACAAACAAUAAUCAAUAUAUAACCGAAAUUCGUAGAUGCCAUGAACUUCAACGGAUGAUCAACUAUUUGGAAAAGGAAAUACAAGCUUUCAAUAUAAAUUUAGUUUUUUAUCCCGAUGUUGACGCAGAAGAAAUACCAAAGGCAACGGACCUCAAGGAUCUAGAGGCGAUUGUAGAGCAGCCAUUUGAAAACGUUAUGAACAUGGAACAAAAUACUGGCAGUUUGAGAAAACAACGGAAUUUGUUGCAUGAACAGUUGGAAGUGUUGAAGGUUGCCAAUCAAUUUUUAAGCGGUGGCCAAAACAACGAAGCUGUAAUGGCCUGGACGGAUAGUGUUAUAAUGCAGUUGAUCCACGAUGAACUGAGACCAAUGACCAAAGAACACAUACAUUUGUCCUUCUUUGCCGGCACCAUUCCCAUGGAGAGAUUUCAUGCCUUCGAAGUGAUGCUGUGGAGAAUAACUAUGGGAAACUUUUUGCUCAAACAUUUCCAGGUGGAAUUUCCUCAAAACGAUGUGGCCCGUCUAUCGGCAGCAAGUGUGAAGAAAUUUGUUUUCAUGUUAUUUUUUGUGGGUCGUGGCCUAAAGGCCCAGGUGGCAAAAGUUUGUCAGGGUUUUGGCAUAAAACUUUUUCAAUGUCCUGAGGCGGCCAAGGAGCGUCAGCAGGAAAUAAUGCAAAUAUCAGAAGAUUUGCUGGAUUUGGAUAAGAUUUUGCAACAAUCUCAGAGUGAGCAGUACCGUAUUCUACUAAUAGCCGCAGCGGAUCUGUAUAUUUGGAAGAUUAAGCUAAAGAAAAUUUUAAUGGUCUACCACAUCCUGAAUCGCAUGGGACGUGUGCGCCACUUGCAUUUGGGGAAAUAUUUACAGGCUGAAUGUUGGAUACCCACAAAGCACAUGGAGUCGGUAAGGAGGGCUUUGGCAAGAGGAGUACGUCGUUCAUCGCAGGACAACAGCAGUUCCAUGUUCAUGCCGCUUUUAAAUGUCGUCCAUAAGCGAUCUUUGGCGUCGAAAGAAAAGCCCACCUACUUUUCAUUGAAUCGUUUUACAAGGGGUUUUCAAAAUCUUAUCGAUGCCUAUGGCAUAGCCGAGUAUCAGGAAUUGAACCCAGCUCCCUAUACCAUAGUCACAUUCCCCUUCCUUUUUGCCGUCAUGUUUGGUGACAUUGGCCACGGUUUGAUAAUGUUCCUGUUUGGCCUUUGGAUGUUGUUGUACGAAAAAUCUCUGGAGGAAAAGCAACGUCUGGCAAGGACAUCCAGUGAAAUUUGGAAUAUUUUGUUUGCUGGGCGUUACAUUAUUGCCUUAAUGGGUGCAUUUUCUAUCUACACCGGAAUAAUUUACAAUGAUUGUUUUUCGAAAUCAUUCAACCUCUUUGGAUCUGCCUGGUCAAUUAGCUAUAAUCAGUCGACGGUAAUGAGUUCCCAUGAAUUGCAAUUGGAUCCUGCCCGGGUGGACAACUUUCGGGGUACCCCAUAUAUCAUGGGAUUUGAUCCCAUAUGGAAGGCAUCCGGAGAAAAUGCCAUAACAACUUCGAAUUCUUUUAAAAUGAAACUUGCCGUUAUCUUGGGUGUGUUUCAAAUGACAUUUGGCCUUAUCCUGUCGGCUCUCAAUCACAUCUACAGACGCGACUUUGUUGAUCUUCUCCUAGUUUUUAUUCCACAAUUUUUGUUUUUGCUUUGUAUUUUUGCCUAUUUGGUAUUCCUCAUAUUCUUCAAAUGGUCUAAUUAUGGUGGACAUUUUGAACAGCCCUACAACUCGGCAUGUGCCCCUUCCAUACUUAUAAUUUUCAUAAAUAUGCUCUUGAUGAAGGGGCCUGAAAUGCCCCCCGAAGGUUGUGAAAUUUGGAUGUUCGAAUAUCAGGACGUCAUACAAAUGCUAUUGCUGGGCAUUGCUCUCUUUUGUGUUCCGAUAUUGUUAGCCGGCAAACCCAUUUGGUUUAUGUUGCAGCAACGAAAAAUACGGAAAAUCAAAAAUGAAGCUAUUCGCCGAACUCGAACCCGAGAUAAUAUAUCAAGUAUUCGAAAAUCGUUGAUUUACAAUGUAGAUGGUUCGGGAUUCGUGUUAUCGUCUCGCAAGAGCUUGGAAAUCGAAAAACAAGAUGUUAGCGAAUUGUGGAUACAUUCGGGUAUCCACUGCAUAGAAAGUGUUUUGGGUGCGGUCUCUCACACAGCCUCAUAUUUGCGUCUGUGGGCCUUGUCACUGGCCCAUGAUCAACUUUCAAGCGUCCUCUGGAAUAUGGUAUUGAAAAUAGCUCUCACUGGCCGUUGGGGCUACAUGAAUAGUUUGCUGUUGGUAGUGGUUUUUGGUUUCUGGGCAAUCUUGACGUUGGCCAUAUUGGUUGUUAUGGAGGGAUUGUCGGCAUUUUUACACACACUACGUUUACAUUGGGUUGAAUUCCAAUCCAAAUUCUAUUCAGGAUCUGGUGAAGCAUUUGCGCCAUUUCAAUUUAAGCGGAGUACAAUGGCAGGUUAAUGGGAUUUAAAAUCAAUUGAAAUUCAAUAAUGUUUUAAUUGCCAUUAUAAUAUUCCAUAUAAAUGAAUCAUUUAAAUUUAAAUU